Dioszegia hungarica is the source of this 873-nucleotide messenger RNA. Its product is annotated as pyridoxine metabolism-related protein. The transcript has 3 exons. Bases 1 to 873 code for a protein of 290 amino acids. Gene Ontology annotation, cellular component: glutaminase complex; cytosol. Gene Ontology annotation, biological process: pyridoxine metabolic process; pyridoxal 5'-phosphate biosynthetic process. Gene Ontology annotation, molecular function: glutaminase activity. Lineage: Eukaryota; Fungi; Basidiomycota; Tremellomycetes; Tremellales; Bulleribasidiaceae. The record is from RefSeq and is a predicted model, not a curated record.
AUGUCGAGCUCCUCUGAGCCCAUCAUCAUCGGCGUCCUCGCCCUUCAAGGCGCAUUCGCCGAACACAUAGCCUACCUAACCCACUGCCUCCCCUCUUCAUCCACCUCCUCACUUACCGCGAUCCCCAUUCGGUCCCCUACCGAGCUCGCAUCCUGCUCGGCCCUAGUCAUUCCAGGUGGAGAAUCGACCGUUAUCCAGUCCGUCGCAGAUCGGACGCCGGGGAUGCUGGCUACCCUGCAGGCGUUUGUGAGGGAUCCGGAGAAGGCGGUGUGGGGGACGUGUGCGGGGAUGAUCCUCAUGGCGGAGGAGGAAGGGGUGGGAGGGGGGAAGGUUAUUCCGGGGAGGGAGAGGCAGAGGGGAUGGGGUGGGAUCGAGGGGCUGAAGGUGUGGCGGAAUCUGUACGGGAACCAGCUGGAAUCGUUUGAGGCCCCUCUGGUUAUCCCAGACCUAUCCAAUCCGACCGAGCCCUUCCCAGCGAUCUUCAUCCGCGCUCCAGCCGUCCACUCUCUGCACCCUAGGAAACUAGAGGAUCACACUGCCUCCUCAUCCGCAUCUUCAUCCGCUCCCACUCUGUCAGCGUCUUCCAUCACCUCCCCCGCCCAGCUUCCUACCCCCGCAUCGACCCCACCCCGCCUUGCCUCCCCGUCUUCCUCGUCAAGAGUUCCAGUAAUAGCACUGGCGACUCUGCCCGCAGAAUAUCAACCCCCACCGCCGCCCUCCGACUCGCACCUCGGCGCACCGACAGUGGAGGAUUUGGGCAAGGUGAUGCUCAGACAGGGCAAGAAGAUGGUCACUAGUUUCCAUCCGGAGUUGAGCGGGGAUGUGAGGGUACAUCGAUAUUGGGUGGAGAAGUGUGUGUUGGGGGAGAAGUAG